Messenger RNA from Westerdykella ornata, 1393 nucleotides. RefSeq names its product enoyl-reductase I. The record is from RefSeq and is a predicted model, not a curated record. NCBI's taxonomy places the organism in Eukaryota, Fungi, Ascomycota, Dothideomycetes, Pleosporales, Sporormiaceae. The transcript has 4 exons. Gene Ontology annotation, molecular function: nitronate monooxygenase activity. Bases 129 to 1136 code for a protein of 335 amino acids.
UGACAUUGUUCCCCCCACACACAACACCAACCGCAAUGUAAUCGUCUACUCCCCCAGACUGCGACUACAAGUCCAGUUUUCCCGAUCUCAUUCCUUCUCUCCAUUCCUCCUUCACUCCAUCCUCCAUCAUGCCUUUCAACACCGAGCUCACCCGCGCCCUGGGCAUCAGAGUCCCCGUUGUCCAGGGAGGCAUGCAAUGGGUUGGCUACGCUGAGAUGGCCAGCGCCGUCAGCAACGCCGGAGGACUCGGUCUCUUAACAGCCCUCACCCAACCCACGCCCGAAGACCUCCGCAAGGAGAUCCGCCGCUGCCGCACCAUGACCAAGAGCCCCUUCGGCGUGAACCUGACGCUCCUCCCCGCCAUGGUCCCCCCCGACUACGCCGCCUACGCCCAGGUCAUCAUCGACGAGGGGAUCAAGAUCGUCGAGACGGCGGGCAACAGCCCGGGCCCCGUGAUCCGGCAGCUCAAAGCGGCGGGCACCACGAUCCUACACAAGUGCACGACGAUCCGGCACGCGCAGUCGGCCGUCAAGCUCGGCGUCGACUUCCUCUCCAUCGACGGCUUCGAGUGCGCCGGCCACGUCGGCGAGCACGACAUCACCAACUUUAUCCUCCUGAGCCGCGCCAGGCAGACGCUAAGCAUCCCCUUUAUUGCCUCGGGCGGCUUCGCGGAUGGUAAUGGUCUUGCUGCCGCGCUCGCGCUCGGCGCCUGCGGUAUCAAUAUGGGCACCCGCUUCAUGGCUACCGUUGAGGCGCCUAUCCACCAGAACAUCAAGCAGGCCAUUGUCGACGCGCAGGAGACGGAUACCGAGCUCGUCCUCAGGCGGUGGAGGAAUACAUCCCGGCUCUUCGCCAACAAGGUCGCUAAGGCGGCUGUUGCCGUCGAGAGGACGAGCCAGACGGGCAAGUUCGAGGAGGUGGCUGAGUAUGUGAGCGGAAAGCGGGGACGGCAGGUCUUCAUCAAUGGCGAUAAGGACUUUGGCGUCUGGACGGCCGGCCAAGUCAUGGGUCUCAUCCACGAUAUCCCCACGUGCAAGGAGCUCCUCGCCCGCAUCGAGCGCGAGGCUGUUGACGCUUUGAAGAAGAAUCUGGCUCUGUACGAGCCUGAAGGGCCCGUGGAAAAGAGCAAGCUAUAGAUAUGUUAAGAUGUUGUUGCGUUCGAGCGAUAUAUUCAUAGACGCAUAUAGCGAGCGUUUUGGAAGAUAUCCUGAAGACUUGAUAUCCUGAAGAAUUGAUAUCCUGAAGACUUGAUAUCCUGAAGAAUUGAUAUCCUGAAGAAUUGAUAUGCUGAAGAAUUGAUAUCCUGAAGAAUCGAUAUCCUGAAGAAUCGAUAUCCUGAAGAAUCGAUAUCCUGAAGAAUCGAUAUCCUGAAGAAUUGAUAUGCAUUUGGGCC